AUUUACUAUCAUUAUUUAUAAAGGUGAACGUGUGGAAAAUUCUUGUUUGAAAUUCUGUUACUAUAGAUUCACAAUGUGGGAAUUUAUAUUAUAUAUUUUUCCACACUUCCUUAUAACGGUGUUGUCACAAGGUGGUUUUAAUACGCAAGGUGAGGGCGUAUAUACAACGAUCAGCGUAGACGAGUGUGGAUCGGAAAUAGAGGACCCCAUCAUGACGUUCGAAGUGGAAAAGCAUAAAAUAAAUCACACUCAUGAAGUGUUCAACGCCAAAAUAGGCGCCACGAUGGACAUCGACGACAGUUUUGGGUUAUUCAUAGAAGUGUGCAAGCUGGUGGACGGAGGUUGUAAGCAUUACGCUACCAUCGUCGAAGGUAUGGAGAAGUUAUUGAAGAAGCACGCGAAGAAUAAUCUGGAGAACGCCUUCAGGUGUGCCGGCCUCGACCAAAAGGAAUUCCCUAUUCCUAAAGGCAACCACGAAGUGAAAGACUUCAUCAUGGACUACUGUGAGCUGCCCACAUAUGCCCCCUUCGGGACAUUCGAAGCUGAGGCGUACGUUAUUAAGGACGAGCGGCGCGUCGGCUGUAUCAAGGCGGUGCUAGAGUUCAAGGAAGAUGACCUGUGCUCUUGAAGCGUUUUAAGGAAGUUUCUAGACGUCUACGAAGGUUGUUUAAUAAAAAAAAUUAUUUAGCCAUAAA
Maniola jurtina (meadow brown) is the source of this 695-nucleotide messenger RNA. RefSeq lists its product as uncharacterized. The transcript has 4 exons. The coding region runs from base 74 to 628 and encodes 184 amino acids. The record is from RefSeq and is a predicted model, not a curated record. Lineage: Eukaryota; Metazoa; Arthropoda; Insecta; Lepidoptera; Nymphalidae.